GCCCCCUCUGAAGAGUUUCCCAAAACCCAGCGCGGCGGGCCUCAGUCGUGCUAAGAUGGCGACUCCCAUGCAUCGGCUCAUAGCCCGGAGACAAGCUGAAGCAAAUAAGCAACAUGUAAGAUGUCAGAAAUGCUUGGAAUUUGGACAUUGGACUUAUGAAUGCACAGGAAAAAGAAAGUACUUACAUAGGCCUUCAAGAACAGCAGAACUAAAGAAAGCUUUAAAAGAAAAAGAAAACAGAUUAUUAUUACAACAAAGCAUUGGAGAAACUAAUGUUGAAAGAAAAACCAAGAAAAAAAGGUCUAAGAGUGUAACCAGUUCCAGUAGCAAUAGCAGUGACAGUUCAGCCAGUGAUUCUUCAUCAGAGAGUGAAGAUACAUCUACCUCAUCGUCCUCAGAGGACAGUGACACUGAUGAAAGCUCCUCCAGUUCAUCAUCUUCAGCCUCCUCCUCCAGCUCUUCCUCAUCCUCAGAUUCAGACUCAGAUUCCAGCUCUUCCAGUAGUAGCAGCACCAGCACAGACAGCAGCUCUGAGGAGGAACCACCAAAGAAGAAGAAAAAGAAAUAGAAUUGCUCCAUCCAUAUUGGACUGAUGGACUGAAAUCAUUAAUGUGAUUCUCUCUCAGAAGGGAAUUGAGAGUGUGUUAAGGCCAAAUAGGUUAACUGGUCAAAAUUUCUAGAGUUCAAAUGUUUCUGAAUGUUUUACAUUGUAAGAGCAUAAAGAGUAUUAAUAAUGGAUUUUAUAUAUAUAUACAGAGAGAGACUUUUUUUAUUUUAAGGGUGAAUCUUGUUUUUCUUUUUUAUCUUUAAAAUAUAUCUGUAAAAUUAAGCAAAGCUAAAAUCCAGUAAAUCUGUUUCUGUGUUGAAACCUCUUUUCUCCCUGUGAAGUAAAUGCCAUACUUUGAUAAAUGUAAGUGCUAUGCAUCAGACAUGUUUUUAGGAUAAUGCAUCAGAAUAUCUGUCAGUGAAUUUCUAAUGCUUUUGGCUGUAUGUCAUUAUGUAAAAUUUAAUACAUUGUUACUCUAAACUUAGGAGUUUUCCUACUGUUAAUAAAUGUGCUUUAUUUUUAUGUUUAUGUUCGGAAAGUUAUCCUGACUUCUUGUCCUAAAUGAAAAGUUCAAGAAACCUAUUAAUAAAUUUAUACCUUUUGGAUGGUACAAGUUUCAA
This is a messenger RNA of Camelus dromedarius (Arabian camel), 1167 nucleotides long. RefSeq names its product zinc finger CCHC-type containing 10 (gene ZCCHC10). The transcript is spliced from 4 exons. Lineage: Eukaryota; Metazoa; Chordata; Mammalia; Artiodactyla; Camelidae. Gene Ontology annotation, molecular function: zinc ion binding; nucleic acid binding. The record is from RefSeq and is a predicted model, not a curated record. The coding region runs from base 56 to 568 and encodes 170 amino acids.